ACACAAACAAAGCCGAAGAAUAAUAUACUGUUUUCACCAUGGGAUAUGAUCAAUAAAAGACACUCCCAGACUCCUUAAUUCAAGUAAUAAAUAUGUGAGAGAAAAGAAACAACGAGAUAAACCGCACAAAGAUGUUUUCCUCACUGCCCCUCAUAGAACCUCGCGACUCACAUACCCUCUGGUACACGCCCUCGUACCCCAACCGACCACGCAACCACAACAAUCUCCACCACCAUGGUUCACACGCCCGCCGCCAACAGCAGCAGCAUGGUGCCCAGCGGUCUAACAAUACUACAAUAGCCGCCGCCGCAGCGGCGGCCUCCUCAUCAUCAGCCGACUCCCUAGCCACCCUUCUCCUCGAGGAACACGCGCUGCAGCUCCGCAAGCAGAACAUCGCUGCAUUUGGGUACGCAUGGAUUAAGCCGGCAGGGUGCUCGAAGACCAUGUUGGGGGUGAGGGAGGAGGAGGCGGAGAGGGAGGAAGGGGCUGCGGCGGCCGCUGCAGAAGCGGCCGGGAUGGAGUUUGCAGGUGAUGGAGUCGGGUUGGUCGGUGGAGUGGUCGAGGGGGAGGGAGAAGGGGAAGGGGAAGGUGGGGAGACGUUUGAGAGGGAUUUGGAUGAUGAUAUUCCUGAUGCGGAUGCGAAUGUGGAAGGUUUAGUUGAGGAGGGGGAGGAGGGGUUGGAGGGGGAAGAGGAUGAGUUGAUGGAGAGGGAUUUGGAUGAUGAUGUGCCGGAUGGGUUUGGGAUUGAUGAUGAGAAUGACGAUGAGGAUGAGGAGGAUGAGGAUGAGGAUUAUUUUGAUAACCAGCCUGAUCUUGACGAUGAUAUACCAUCCGCACCCAUCUCCGUCUCGGGAUCCGACGUCAGAUCGGGAUUGGGAUUUGGGGAGGAGGAGCAAAGCAUGAUGGAGCGCGAUCUCGACGCGGAUAUCCCCAGUCUAGCGGAGGAUGACACCGGACAACAGCAGCAGUGGGAGCACACCGACACCGACCAGGAUGAUGACGAUGAAGAGGACGACGACGGAGAUGACGUAUAUAUGGACGCAGACAUGGACAUAGACACCCACGCAUCUCCUGCACAGCAGUUCCACUCAAGCAGCUCCGCCUUCCCAACCUCUUCCAUACCACACCUCCAUCCGCACUCUUCUUCCAUACGCCGCGAGACAGAAGCGGAAUCACAGUUUUUGCGAAGAUUGGGUGGAGGCGGGGGCGGUGACAGUAGUCCCGUGGGCUUUGGAUCGCCGGAAAACUUACGCAACCAGCGGAGGAGGCCGAGGAGACGUUCUGCGUUGACUGUAUCGUCGGAUAGUCUUGACUUAUAGUGGUUUUAAACUACCUUUUUGCUCAGUCCCUGGGUGUUGAUGGUAUUUCUUCACGCCUCUUAUGUAUGAAGGAUGUUGUUCAUUCUGAAAGAGUAGCGGUUGGGGGAUGGAAUUCUUUCCUCUUUCUUUCUCUCUCUCUCUUUUUUCUUUCUUUUUUUUCCUGUUAAUUUUUUAACUCUGCACAGCAAGGAGUUGAUGGUGCAACAGGUUCUGAUAUAGAUAUCCAUGUUUUAUACGCUCUAAGAACAUUCAAGAGGCCAGGGACUGGGCGGAUUGAUAACGAUUAUCCGGUUAAAUUAGACCAAGAUGAUGAUACAUAUGACGCUGACUUGCCUUCUUGAAUCGACAUAUUUCGGUCUCUGCACGUAACAAUGGGCAUGGGUUUAAAUUCGAGCUGUGGCCGGGGCGUUGAAACCUAUUCACCGUGUAUAUUUUCUCGUAUCGACUCUCAUUGACGUAGGCACACCUUGUGUGAACUUACAUUUAGAAAACAAAUAAAACUAAGUUACACCGACAGCAGAUUUAACGCACCGCGAACUAUCUCCUCGUUCCCGACGCUGGAUGAAAAAGAUAAAUAAUUAGAAAAAUGAAAUCCCAUGCCGCUCCACGUUCAAAGCAAAACAUCCCGCCAGACAAAAAACAACAGUACACAGUUCCCUUCCCCACAGUUCAUAUCACGCCAAUUCUAUGACUGAUGUUUCUUUCAAAUAAAAAUGGUGCUAUGUAUACAUCAAAAUAGGGCCAUUUGCGUCAAGUGAUUUCGCUAGACUGCGCCUGAAGGACGAGAAAGAAGAAAGUUUACCCAAGCAGCAGGGGAAGAGAUUCGUGCAGCAAGUAACAAUGAAAAGAUCAAAGCUGAAAGACAAUAAUUAAUAAUAAUUAAUUCUAACCCAAGAUGGGGAAAAUAAACCGAAGCAAGGUGAAAAGGGGAUAUAAAGAAAAGAAUCAGAACACAAAAAGGCAAUUCGGUCGAACUUGGGAAAAAAAGAUCCGUUAAUAGCACCAGUAGCACCUCGAUGUACAUGUACAUUUAUGGAAAUAAAAC
Molecule: messenger RNA, 2364 nt
Organism: Blastomyces dermatitidis ER-3
Lineage: Eukaryota; Fungi; Ascomycota; Eurotiomycetes; Onygenales; Ajellomycetaceae
Exons: 2
Coding region: 132-1319 (395 amino acids)
Biological process (GO): anaphase-promoting complex-dependent catabolic process
Cellular component (GO): anaphase-promoting complex
Source: RefSeq, a predicted model, not a curated record